Molecule: messenger RNA, 478 nt
Organism: Pseudoliparis swirei
Lineage: Eukaryota; Metazoa; Chordata; Actinopteri; Perciformes; Liparidae
Product: urotensin-2-like
Exons: 4
Coding region: 50-436 (128 amino acids)
Biological process (GO): regulation of blood pressure; blood vessel diameter maintenance
Cellular component (GO): extracellular region
Molecular function (GO): hormone activity
Source: RefSeq, a predicted model, not a curated record
UUUCCACCUGAGGAAUCAGAGACACUUCCAACAACAGAGUCCUGUAGUGAUGAAGUGUAACCAUCUCCUGUCUUGGGCCUUUUUGCUCGUGGCCUCCGGUCCACUGCUGGCCCACCCCAUCACAGAAUCUGCGGAGAUGCCCUAUCCAGGACCCGAAUCAGUCGAGGACGGAGGAGUCGGCGCUCUCGAUGAUCAGUCUCUUUCCGAGCAAACCUUCCCUUCCCGGGAUGGUGCUGGUCUCAGAUAUUCCACUCUGAUAUCUGGGGAGUACACCAAAGACGGUGUCAGAGCAGGCCUGCUUCCCAGGGGGAUGACAAGAGAGGUCCUAUUGGAGAAACAAAGUCUCCUAAAUCCUUUCAGCCGUGUGUUGGGCAUCCGGAAACAGUUCAGGAAGCGAGCGGGGAAUUCUGAGUGUUUCUGGAAGUACUGUGUCUAAAACAGUCUACGUUAUGCGACACACGAGAGGCGGGGCUUGCAC